This is a messenger RNA of Capsaspora owczarzaki ATCC 30864, 776 nucleotides long. RefSeq names its product HCaRG domain-containing protein. Gene Ontology annotation, cellular component: nucleus. The record is from RefSeq and is a predicted model, not a curated record. NCBI's taxonomy places the organism in Eukaryota, Filasterea, Ministeriida, Capsasporidae. The transcript is spliced from 3 exons. The coding region runs from base 31 to 666 and encodes 211 amino acids.
CUUUAUUUUACUUUUCAUUUCUUGUCCACAAUGUCGGCUGCUGCCUCAGAUCGCACGCUCUUUGUUGGCGCUCGGAUUCCCGUUGAGAUUCGCAAGACGACACGGCUCAUUGAGAAGCUCGACAAGCCAACCUUCCGCAAGCUCGUCCAGCUUGCGUUGCUUGAGCUGCAGGGUCGCGCCGAGGACGAUUCACUGGUCCAUGGAUUGGCAACCCCGACUCUCUCCGAGGAGACGCUGGCCGUCGUGCUGACAGGCAUCACAACCAUCCUGCGAUGCGCCAUCCGCCAGCCGCGCACCUCGCUCAAGCAGGACACAUUUAAGGAAGACCUCAAGGAGCUCAAAUUCCCUCCAGAAUUCGUCGUCGAUCUCGCCACCAUCGUCUAUGGCCAAAGUCGCGAAGCACUCGAGCAGUCCAUCCAUGACUACAAGCCUCGGCACCCAACAGUUGACGGUCUCAAGUGGCGCACGGACGUGACCAUCUCGACGUCGUCGCUGUCGCGAGCACUCAAACCCACCAUCACCUUGCAGUUGCACUUGUCCGACAAGAGCAUCAAGACAGUUGAGCUGUCCACAGACAAGUUCCACGAGCUGCGAUACAACGUUGCAUACAUGUUGAAGGAGAUGGAGGCUGUGGAGUCCAAGAGCAUCCUCAAGAUUCAAGACUAGAGAUCAUUUGAAAAGAAAGACAGUAUUUUUUGUGUUUUGUGUAGAUUCCGCAGUUGUAUGUAUGUGAACAAAAAAAGUGAUUACCAGAAUAGAAGCCAAGACUUUAUGAG